This is a messenger RNA of Nasonia vitripennis (jewel wasp), 7598 nucleotides long. Its product is annotated as atrophin-1. Bases 2618 to 4906 code for a protein of 762 amino acids. The record is from RefSeq and is a predicted model, not a curated record. NCBI's taxonomy places the organism in Eukaryota, Metazoa, Arthropoda, Insecta, Hymenoptera, Pteromalidae. The transcript is spliced from 10 exons. Gene Ontology annotation, molecular function: metal ion binding.
GUGUCGCGCCGCGCCGCCAGGACAUCAUCCCCGUUGCAGCAGCAGCAGCCUACUGCAUCCAUCCGUCUCAUUCGCCUACUUCUCUUUCCGUCUACUUGCAGCUCUGCAUCCUUCUCUCUCUCGUUCGCCUAAUCUUUUCUCUCUCUCUAUCUCACGUCUAGUCCGUCUCUCUGUGCGCGAGCCGUGUCGCGCUUUCUACCACGUCAAAGAGAGAGAGAGAGAGAGAGAGAUAGAGAGCCGCCCACGCAUGUGCGCGUCUUGAGCCGCCCUUCUCUCAGCAGCAGCAGCAACCCAGGUUACCAGCCGUCAGCUGUGCAUAUUCACGCCGCCGCCGCCGACGCACCUGCUCUGCCAGCGCCCAUACGAGCGAGAGAGCCGCCCACGCACGCAUCCUCGGCCAGUGCUGUAAUUACGUAAAGCCAGUGCGGGCGCGCGGCGAUAAAUUUUUCAGUGCUCAGAACAUAGGAUACUUCGUGAGAGAGAUUGGCGGGCGAAGUUUGCUCUCCGUCUGUGGUGCGGGAGAGAAAGAAAAGAGACAGUAUUGCACGGCCUAACCCUACUCUCUCGCGAGCGAGUGUGUUCGUGCUAUGAGUCGAGCUGCCGCAAUCGAGACUACCGCCGCCGCCGAACCGGACAUCGACUGCGUCCUCCUCCAACACCAGUUCUGAGAGCAAGUGCGACAGCUUCGCGAGUGAGAGAGACGGGGAGAGACCAGUCGCCGCAGGCAGCGCUGCGAUCGCGCAUAGUCGCUGCUCCACGCCGCCGCCGCCACCGGGCCGGGAGUGGGAGCGAGAGGAGAAGAGCCGAGUGUAAAAGAGAGAGAGAGAGAGCAACGUAUAGCCAUAGUGUGCGCAGUGGGGACGACUGGACUGCCGCCGCCGCCGCCGCCGAACAGCGAAGCGAAUGCCGCGCGCGAGUGGAGGGAAGAGAUACACGCUCGCUCGCUCCGUCCUCGUUUCUCGCUGUUGGCUGCUCCGCCGCGCGCCGCUACCGCCGCCGCCGUCAGUCCGCCUGUGCAGCCCGUGAACGUCGUGUGUCUGUCUCUCGACCGUCAGUGCGCGCGUUCGUUCUCUCAGUCCGACAGUACAGAGCCAGUCAAGCAUCUUUUUAACUCGACUCUUGUUGUCUCUUUAUCUUCUCACACACACCCACACACACACACAUCCGCCCGCACACAUCCACAUCCACACCCACACAGAUCAACGCUGCACGUGUAACGUCGUCGUCGUCGCCGUAGUCGUCGUCGUCGUCGUCGUCGUCGUCGCAGCCAGGCGCAGUCCGAGAGAACGCAGAUAAAGGCAGCCAGUGAGUUUUGUUGUUUCCUGCUGAGGAGAAUCAGCAGCAGCAGCAGUCUGUUUUUCAAGUAAAACAUUACUUCUGAAAAAAAAAAAAAGAAAAACAGUUCCAACGCGCUCUCAGCUUAGCCCUCCCCCCGAUUCCCCGAGCGCCGCCGCAGUCGACCGACAGUUUUCCUCGUGUUUCGUUCUAUACGUAUGCGCGCAUACAUAUGUAGAGCUGUCGACGUGCAAACACUGACAGCCUAAUAUCGAUAUUCCGAGAGUGUGUCUCGUCAGUAAUUGACAAGAGAAGCGCGCGAGUGUUGUAUUGAGUUGGUUCAUUUGACAAGUGCAUUGAUCGUAAAUAUAUAUACGAGAGUAUAUUGUGUGCCGCCGCAUCGACGGAAAACAUUCACGUGCGGAGAGUCAAUAGGAGUAUCUCUCUCCUCUUUCUCUCUGUGUUGUACCAACCGCAUCAUCGACAGCAGCAGCAACAGCCACGCGACUUCCAUCGAGUAGCAGCAGCCUAACCUCUAGCAGCGCGCUGACCGAUAUUAUCCCGGACAGAGAGAGAUCGUGGCCGACUUUUCGGCUUUCUUCUUCUUCCUCGGCGAAGCCAAGAGCCAUAGCUAGACAGAGCUGCGCAGAGGAGAGUGCCGGAAGUCAUCCGCGGAAGAAGCUGGGAGAGAGCGCGUCGACAUAAAUGACGUAAAAUCGAAGACAACGGAAGCGAAGUCACGCUAACUUGCUGUCCCUCCUCUCUUCUCUUUCCCCCCUCUUCUUCUCUUUCCAUCCCCUUCUCUCUCUAUCCAUCUCCUCUCGACCCUCGGCUUGUCUAUCGCUUUGUCGUCCGCCGCUUCCAAGAGAGUCGAGAGAAAGCACCUUCUUCUCCCUGGCUUCGCCCCCCCCCCCCCACGGAACUUCCGUAGAGUAACAGCCAAAAAACGCCGAGAACACAAACACCCGCUUGCUGUCUAUCUCUCUCUCUCUCUCCCUCAAUCGCACACGUAACACACCAAUGAGAAGACCGGGUGACCUGCAGCAGAAUCGCGCAGCAGCCAGAAGCAGCAACGGCAUACUGCAAGCUUGAGCCAGCAGCAGUGGUGUACUUAGCUUGGAGAGCUUUCAGCGCUUAGCGAGAGUUGUGCUCCCACAAGGGAGACGCGAGCGAGUGCAACACACAGAGAAAGCACGCGAAGAAGAGGAGAAGGGGAGACGAGAGAGAGCCGCGAGUGAUCAGCGCAGCAGCAAUCCGGUACACAGCAGCUACUACAACAGCAACGUCAGCAACAGCGACAACAGCGAGCGUCUGAUCGGAAGAGAGGUCUCGUAGGAAGACGAUGGCUAUGGUCAACAUGAACAAUUUACUCAACGGAAAGGACUCGCGGUGGUUGCAACUGGAGGUCUGCAGGGAAUUCCAGCGGCAGAAGUGCACCCGACCGGACACUGAGUGCAAGUUCGCGCAUCCGCCAGCCAACGUCGAAGUGCAAAAUGGACGAGUCACCGCCUGCUACGACAGUAUUAAGGGCCGGUGUAACCGGGAGAAGCCACCGUGCAAGUACUUCCACCCGCCACAGCACCUGAAGGACCAGCUCCUGAUAAACGGCCGAAAUCAUCUGGCGCUGAAGAACGCCCUCAUGCAACAAAUGGGUCUUAGCCCUGGCCAGCCUCUUGUGCCUGGUCAGGUGCCCACAGUGGAGUCCCAACCUCCUGCGCCAUCACACCAGCACCUUCAACAGCAAAUCCAGCAGCAACUGCUCGCUACCCACGCUCUUAUGGCGACGAAUCCCUACCUGCCCGGCAUGCCGCAGGUCGGCAACACGUACAGUCCGUACUUCGCGCCCAGUCCGAUAAUGCCGACCAUCAUGGGCCCGGACCCAACGGGCGUCGGCAGCCCCCUCGGCGUGGUACAGCAGACAGUGGCGAUGCCGCAGAAGAUGCCGCGCACGGAUCGGCUCGAGGUAUGUCGCGAGUUUCAACGCGGGGCGUGCAAACGCGGCGAGACGGAGUGCCGGUUUGCGCACCCCCUCGAGACGGUGCAGGCGAACGAGGACGGCUCUGUGACGGUCUGCAUGGACGCUGUCAAGGGCCGAUGCAAUCGAGACCCCUGCCGCUAUUUCCACCCCCCUCUGCACCUUCAAGCCCACAUUAAGGCCACACAAUCUCGGGCUAGCAUUGCGACGGCGCAGAUGCCGAUUGCCGGCGCAGUCUCGGCCAACGCCGUACCCGGAGGACUCCAGAACGCCAAUAUGGCGAGCAUUGAGCUCGGCAAGAAGCGGAUGCGCGACUCCAAUGAUGAUCUGCUAAUGAUGGACAUGAAGUCUGUCGGAUCGCUCUACUACGAGAACUUUGCCUUCCCAGGAAUGGUCCCGUACAAGCGUCCAGCGGGCGAUAAGUCCGGCGUGCCGGUCUACCAGCCGACCGGCGCAACGACCUACCAGCAGCUCAUGCAGCUCCAGCAGCCCUUCGUGCCUGUGUCAUGUGAGUACACUGGAACACCACCCCUACCCGGGUCCCAAAACUCGAGUCAGUCGGUUGUAGGCGCCGUGCAAAAUUCGAUACAAAGCCAGGCGAGCAACGCGGCGAACGCCGAGGCCGCUGCUAAUGGAAUACUCGUGGAUCCGAAUAAUCCACCGCCGCCUCCGCCCUCGAGCGCGACCAACGACAAACAGUCCGCUAACGCGAAUCACGAGUCCGAGUCCUCGUCGGCCGUCGGCCAAAACUCUCACGAAUUGAAUCACUCGGGCUCGUCCUCCCAACAGCAGCAACAGCAGCAAGCGCAGCAGCAGCAACAGCAGCAGCAACAGAUUAAUCAGCAGAUCCAUCACGCCCUCAGCGCCGCCGCGGCCCAUAACGCUUCCAUGAACGCCAUCACCUCGAUGGCCGGUCUCAGUUCCGUUCCCAAUCUCGUCAGCGCGAAUUCCAUGGCAUCCUCCAUCGCGAACCUCAACUCGAUCAAUAACAUGAACUACACCAUGGCAAACAUGACCAACAUCAACGCCCUCAACAGCCUCGGCAUGCCCUCGAACCUCUCCUUCAAUCCGGCCGCCCUGGCCAAGGAGGUCGCCCAGAAGAACUACGCCAAGGCCAUCAAGUUGUCCCAGCAGGCAGCGGCCAAUCAGCAAGCUGCGGCGGCCUCCUACGGCAUCAAUCCGCUCAACCCCCUUAACUACACCGGUGUAGCGCUCAACAAGCAGACCCUGGCCAGCCUCGGACAGCAGCCAGGUGCGGGGGUACCCGGAGCACCGGCUCCGCGGGCAAUGAUUCCUGGCCUCGCUGGCCUGCACGCCGGUACAGCCGGUCUCAGCUCUCCCCUGCCGGCCGGUCUGCUCGCGUACCGACCGCCGCCCUCGGCCACCCCGAUCAACCCCUACUCGUUCAUGAGGCAGCAGGCACUGCCGGGCAACCCCUACGCCGUCCAGGCUUCCAUUCCCGGUGCCUCGGUCCAGGCUUCGCCCUACGUUCAGAAUCCGUACGCCAUGCUUCCGGGUAUGCCCGGCGUCGCGGGUGCCAUGCAACAGAUUCCUGCCACCGGUCCGGCCACCAUCGCCGCGCAACCCCAGGUCGCAAUUCCCGCCGCGAGUACCGGUGUCAUAAUGCAGCCCUACAAGAAAAUGAAAACUACGUAAGCGCCAUCUGGCGGUAUGUCGAGCGCGAGCGCCCCCAACACGACUACUUCGGCGCCCUCUCGCGACGAGCCAUGGAAUUCGAUUCGAACUCGUUGCCGUGUGCACUAGGCGAUAGAUCGCGCUGCUGUUGGUCGCUACCGGCGUCGUUGCCCCCGCUCACCGGAUCUUCAUCGAAUACCGAUGACCGUAGCCUGGCGACCGGCGCACUUAUCAUUGCGAUAUCUGCGUUUCUCCAUACGUCGAGAUUUUGAACGAUACGGCUGCAACAGCGGACGCGAUAUUUAUCGUUGACCCUAUGGAGGCUUGCGAGAUUCGAACGAUUCUUGACCACUCGAUGUGUUACGAUGAUGACGAUUUCAGCGCGAAGAGUUCCGAAAGAAAGAAUAGUUUCAUUUUCUAGUCAGAAUCAUCGCUGAACAGUGCCUUAUUAUAAUGAAAGACGAGAAUAUAUACCGGUUUCAGAAAGUUCCGUUUAACGCGAACCGCCUUUAUUCUUUAAAUAUAUUUUGUUUUUUAUAUCGGUUAUCGAUGUAUCGCCAGAGAACUUCGACGUUUUUUAAUGACUAUUUUUUGACGGAUAUAUCGACUACGUGUGCCGUGCAUGUUGCACGUGAUGAUUAUUAGGGUUGUUUUAUUUUUGUUUUUUUUUCUUCCGUGGGGAUGAAAUAAGGAACGUCUGGAAGACAGUGUUUUGAUGUUUUUGAUUUUUAACGUUCUCUAGAGAACAGUAUAAAGAGAUAAAAAUUAUGAGUUUUACAGAAUUAUUGAUGAUAGUGCAGUUGAAAAACUGGUCUUGAUUAGAGAUUAAGGUUUUAUCUUUGACUAUUUCUUUUUUUUCUUUUAUCUCUAGCAUGUAACUUUUUAGUGUUUUUUUCUUCUUGCAAUCAAGUAAAUUAUAGGGUAAAUAUUUUUUAAAGAGAGUUAUUUUUAUGAUAAAUUUCUAUAAGAUUUAAGGUGAUUGUUCUAAUUAUUAUAUUAGUUAUACUUCAGUCAAAGCAUGUCAAUUACGUUUCUGCGGGAACGGUGUGUUGUUCUAGAGACUCUGAUGUGUUUGUUGACCAAUUUUUUUCUUUAAGCCGAUAAAAAUUAUGACUUCCCGGUCAAUAUACUAUAUAUUUCUCUUCCAGUGUUCCUCUUACUGUCCACUGUUAAUGAGUAAUUUUUUGCACUUUAUUUCUCUUUUAUCUUAGUAAGUCAGUUUUACAAAUUAUUUUAUCACAAUGUAAAGUACCUUGAAUUAGUUGUAUAAGUUGAUAAGUUUUUAAUCGAUUAUUCGAGUCACUUUUUUUAAGUUUUAAGUCGUUAUAAUUUAGCAAACGAAAGUUCCGUCUAUCAAAUUGUUUCCUAGUUGCAACUUGCCUCGCGCGGGAAAAUAUAAUUUUCACGCGAAAUCGAGCUUUUCGUCGGUUAAUUUUUUUUUUUAUCAACAAACGUCUGUUGUAUUUUAAUUAAUUAUAAGGGCAUCUAACAAUAUACGUUCAAACGGUUGUUUUGCAAGCAUUCAUUUUUCAUCGAUUCAAAUCGUGAGAGUUUGGUUAACUUGCCGAAAAACUUCGUGCUAUAAGACGAGGUCAAGGAACUGAUGUGCAUUAUCGAAUGCAUUUUCUCAAAGAAAGAGGCACAGAAUGUUGACGUAAAACACUGAUAAUCGUACUACCCGACUCAAACUUCACAAACGUACACGAGUUUCGUAUGAAGGCAUACAUAUACAUACACAAACACAGUCACUGGUCGCAUUUAAAGUGACGACGCUGUAAACGAAAGAAAACUGAUAAUUGUGAUGUAUUUUUUAUGAUUUCUUAUACAUACGAGUGGUCUAAAAUUCGCUGUAAAAGAAAGAGUAAAGCCUAGUGAAGAAAAACGAGUAAACAAAAGUUCAGUGUUGUCAUUGUUCGUUUAUGCGUAUAUAUGAGUUUAUUAUCCAUACUCAACACACGACUACACUAUAACUAUACUAUUACUAUACUGAUGAACAUUACACUUAUUCUAACAUUAAAAGCUCAAUUUCAAAAAGAAAAUGACUACUUUACAAUCAAACAGACUUGUAUAAACACGUACUUGCCAGUGAUUUGAGUCUUUAAACAGUCGCGUGAUACUGAGCGAACCCAAGCACGAAGAAUAGUUAAGUAAAAGACAAAAAAAAUAAGAACGAAGAACGAAGGGAAGCACACACUGACGUAACAAGUCGCAAAGUGUACGGAAAAAUUCAAGUGCAUUGUACAAUGAAGUAGCUUAGUUGUAUGACGCGGCGGAAGCCUCAAUGUGCCACAAAGAACAGUGGCGCGUGUCGUGCGACGUAUCGGAUUUUUUCACCUACUUGGUGUUUACGCGUAGCCUCCAAAUGACAGAACAUUGAUAACGCAGAGAAAAAUAACGACGAUACGGGAGGUAAAGAGAAAAAAAGGCCUAUUUGCCAUCCGACCGGAAGUGCCACUCGCGCCUUUGUUCCUUGGGUGGGGGACUUUGAAGCUUCUCGCGAGAUUAAAAGCGACUCUUUCGCGAACUGCCGGCGAAAGGAGAGAAACAAAAGAAACGCACAACACUCGGCCGAGUGUGACACGAAAAAAAAACAAGCAACGUACGCCUAUCUAAAGCGUCGGCCUCCUUACGGCGAAAACGAAAACGACAAAACAAAAAAAAAGCGAGAAAAGGUAGACGAGAAACCGGUGCAACGAGUAUUUUUUACUGUGAA